AUGGCCAGGUACUCGGUGUUAUUACUUUUUCUGAUAUCUUUCAUUUUUCUCAACAACGGGGACGCUCUUAUACCAGAUGGUUUAUCCAAAUUAUUCGGUACCCUGGCUACAAUCAAAAAUGUAAGGAUUCCCGAGUUAUUAAAUCAAUUGUGCAACGAAUCCCAAGGUGCCAACGUUACGCGACGCGAUGCCUGUUACGGUUGCUUUUAUCGUGCUAGUAGCCAAUCCACGGGAUAUCCGUUAUUAUUAGCAAUGUCUACUUGUGCGGAUAUGUACCUGAAUAAUACAGAUUAUGGUCAUUGCCAAGUAUAUUUGAGAAAUGCUACGAAUAACUUUAGCAACAGAGUCGGUCCUGUUACGAUUUACUGUACUUUCCUCCAAUGUAUUCGGCAAGUUAACAAGGACACCCUGGACGCUUUUCGGCGUGCUGCCAUAAGAGAAAAAGGAGUUACGAUGAACUGGAAAACACGAAGGAUGAAUUCCGGCUUUAUAUUAAAAGUAUAUCCUCGCAUUUUGAGAGCUGUUUGCGUAUUCAGAGAGCAAAGCGCCGAUUUCAUUACCGUACGACCCGGAGCAGAGCCCAUCGAUCCAAGGUCCUAAUA
Molecule: messenger RNA, 602 nt
Organism: Polistes canadensis
Lineage: Eukaryota; Metazoa; Arthropoda; Insecta; Hymenoptera; Vespidae
Exons: 4
Coding region: 1-600 (199 amino acids)
Source: RefSeq, a predicted model, not a curated record